Molecule: messenger RNA, 1574 nt
Organism: Quercus robur (English oak)
Lineage: Eukaryota; Viridiplantae; Streptophyta; Magnoliopsida; Fagales; Fagaceae
Product: putative receptor-like protein kinase At3g47110
Exons: 3
Coding region: 55-945 (296 amino acids)
Molecular function (GO): protein binding
Source: RefSeq, a predicted model, not a curated record
CUACUUUAUAAACGCCUUAUUUUGUUAGGUAAACGUAAAUUUUGCAUACUGGAAAUGAAAAUGCAAGCAAUGAAUCUGAGAUUAUUGUGCUCAAUUCAAUUCCAAACCAUCCUUCUCUUGUUGGUUGUACUUCUACAUAUUAAAACUCUUUCUGUUUCUGGUAUUAGUAUUGCCACCUCAACUUAUUUCGGUGGGAAUGAGACUGAUCAUCAAGCUUUGUUGGCCUUCAAGAGACAGAUAACACGUGACCCUGAAAACGUUUUCAGCUUAUGGAAUGAUUCCUUCCAUUUCUGCGAGUGGGAAGGUGUUACUUGCGGCCGCAAGCAUAGAAGAGUUACUGUAUUAGAUCUGAGUAUCAGAGGUUUGGUGGGUUCCUUGUCUCCAUACAUAGGCAACCUCAGCUUCAUUAGGGAAAUAGUGCUGGCAAACAACACCAUUGGAGGUAGAAUCCCUGAUGAAGUUGGCCGUCUAUUCAGGUUGCAAGUAUUGUGGUUGUCUAAUAACUCCUUCCAAGGGGAAAUUCCUGCAAACCUUUCCCAUUGCUCCAACAUUAAGAUUCUUAGAGUCGGUAGAAAUAAACUUUCGGGGUCAAUCCCAAAGGAGCUUGCUUCUUUAUCAAAGCUGGAGUUUCUAGCUCUUCGCGCUAACAAUCUUGGGGGAGGAAUCCCACCUUUCUUUGGGAACUUUAGCUCUCUCCAAGUUUUAUCUGCAGGCGGCAAUGUCUUGGGAGGACACAUUCCAAAUGCCUUGGGUCACUUAAGAAGCUUAACGGUCCUUGAACUGUCUGACAAUAAACUCUCUGGACAUAUUCCAGAUACCUUGGGUCAAUUAAGAAGCUUAACGUACCUUGCACUGGAUGGGAAUAAACUCUCUGGUUUGAUCCCUCCAUCUUUAUAUAAUCUUUCGUCUAUUACUGAAUUAUACUUGUACAGAAAUAACCUCUAGGGAAAAAUUCCAGCUUUUAUUGUGAAUCUUAGCUCUCUACAAUUAUUAAAUGUAUUCGACAAUGUUCUGGCAGGACAUAUUCCAGAUACCUUGGGUCAAUUAAGAAGCUUAACGUACCUUGCACUGUCUGGAAAUAAACUCUCUGGUUUGAUCCCUCCAUCUUUAUAUAAUCUUUCGUCUAUUACUUAUUUUUAUCUCUAUGAAAAUAAGCUUAGUGGAAGUCUUCCUACAAACUUAUUCCUCACCCUUCCGCAUCUCCAGUGGUUUCUAAUCUAUGAAAACCAAUUUACCGGAUCUCUUCCAGUCUCAUUAUCUAAUGCUUCAGAGCUACAACAAUUCCAAGUUAGCAAUAACAAUUUUACGGGAAAAAUUUCAGUCAAUUUUGGAGGCCUGCACCGUUUGGAGGUAUUAUUAAUUGAAGAUAAUAAUUUAGGAAGUGGAGAUGAUGAUGAUGAAAUGAAUUUCUUUCAAUCUCUAGUCAAUUGUAGCAGUUUACGAAAAAUAAGUCUUUCAGGGAAUCAACUCAAAGGGAGAGGUUCCAACAAAAGGGGUUUUCGCAAAUGCUAGCGCAAUAUCACUCAUUGGAAAUAGUAGAUUGUGUGGGGGCAUAUCGGAACUAAACUUGCCGA